AUGGUGGGGGGUCCCCCCCACGGGAGGAGGAGAGCAGGGUGGACGCGCGGCGCCGCGGCGGAACCCGUCCGGCUCCAAACCAAGGACUUUCACGAGACCGCGGCCAGCUCGGGAUCCAGGGGGAACUCCGCGGGCGCCUCAGUACCGCUCAGGACGCCGCCCUCAGAGCAAGCUCUCCGCGCAUCUCGUCGUCUCCACGUGUGUGUGAUGGCCGCCCUGUGCACUGCCCGCUGCUGGCUGCUACUGGCGAUGGCGCUGGUGUCGCGCGCCAAGGAGGAGGGACACUUGGACAGCGCUCCUGCUGAGUCUUCCUCGCUGGCCAAGUUCGUGCUGACGCUCUCCCGGCCGGGAGCUUUCAACAAGACGCACCCGGUGUUCGAGGACGAGGCGGAGCAGGCGGUGACGUCGUGUCCGCCGGGGGAGGACGGCCUGGCGUGCCGGCGGGCCGAGGCCAGGAGGCUGGCCGACUGCCCGUCAGGUGACUGCGAAGUCUGCAGGUCGUGCGACAAGCAGCAUUCAGCAGAGUGGCCCAAGUGCUGCCAACACAACUCCAUGUGUUGUUAUCAGCUUGCAGCCGCAUGCCAAGAAUGCAACCAACACGAUCUCACCAACUUCUGCAACAAGCACUUUAAAAGGUGUUUUCUCAACUGAAUCCACGGUCGACGUACCAAUCUCCUUAUUCUUUUGCCACGAAUAAUGAUGUACAUGCAGCCAAGAUCAACCAGUCAUCCCAGAACGUUAAGUCUGCUGUGAAGCAUUUUUUGUGCGAUUUUUCUUUAUAAACUUUGUAAAACGGAAAUUGUUUGUCUUACAAAAAUUAAAUCACCACCUUGACAGGCAACUGAUAGUUUUCUAAGAGCAAGGGCAUAUGUAAGGUGAAUCAAUUCAAAUGAAAUUCGUAAUUCAUGUUUCUUCCACACCAUGUCAAUGCUUGCAAAAUACUGUAUUUUAAACUUUUUUACCUGCUGCUUGGUUAAGAUUCUAUACGGAAAGUAAAAUAAACAUGCAACAUUAAUUAGUAAAUUUUGUAGGAACCCUAAAAAAUUUUAAUGUAAUUUAUAGGGAGCAUACAAUUUGACUAAUAGUAUUUUUAAUACUAGAUCAAUAGAUGCAGGAAAGGAAAUAGCUAUUAUAAAAUAUUGUGCCACCUUCCCAGCAGAAUAGGAGUAUCUAUUUUGAUGUCAUUGUUUCCAAUUGUGGGUAUAAUAAAAACAAGAAAAAUAAUUAUAUGUCCAUAAUUAAUCACUAUUUUUAGGUUUUAUUUAUUGUAUUUAAUUGCUCACAUUGUAUUAUAGUGAAAUUAAGCUCUAGGAAUUUAUUUGUAAGCUUUACUUUUUAAAGGUUUGUACCUAUACUAUAAAUUUUAAAGGCUAUUGUACACCAAGAUGGUAAGUGUUACAUGAAAAUAAACUUACAUUUCAUUAAUUGUGAAUACGAAAAAAGGCUCAGUUAUAUAUAUUGGAAUGAUCUGCCAACUUUAAUAAAUUAUAUGUUUUUUAACUAUGUUGUAAGUUUCUUAUUUAUAAUUGUAUUCCUUGUUUUUAACAAGCUAGCUGUUUAGAACUGUUAUUUAAAGUGUGAUACUUACCAAACACUAAUUUAAUAUAGAGUCCAAACAAAUUUGUAAUAAAAUUUCCUUAACCUUAAAAGGUUUCCUAAUUUAUUUAAGGUUGUUCAAAUUUUAUCUGAAGUUUAUUUUUUUGUGCAGACACACUUUUAAAGAUAUUUAAAUUUAUUGUACGCUAUUUAAAUUUCAAAGAACUAAUUAUAUUUCUUUAUUUUGUGUGUACUAAGACAUAAAAGGAAAUGGGAUUAUUUUUUGAAAUGGAUAUUAUAGUAAUACACAUUUUUAGGUCUCAAUGUUGAUAAAAUUGAAUUCAUACUAUCAGUUCUUAAAACAUAGAUCAUAUGUCACUAUUAUUCUGAAUUUUUUAAAUAUGAAAUAAAAAACUUAAAUUUCAAACCCAGUGUGUUAUCUUUAAGUGUAAUUCACAUUUCGCAAUAAAUUAACAAGUGGUAACUAUAUAAUAAUUAUUUGUAGUAGGUACUGGAAACUAUUUUAGUUAAUAAUACACAUUUACCAAUAUUUGUCCAAUCAUUGCCAUUAAAUAUUUUUAGCAGAAUCUAAACAAAUGUUUUUAAGAAAAUUUUAUUUAAUAUUGUAUUUAUUUGAAUCUAUACUAAUAUUAUAAAUCUGAAGAGUUUGUUUGUUUGUUUGAAUGCACUAAUCUCAGGAACCUCUGGUCUGAUUUGAAAAAUUCUUUGUGUUGGAUAGUACAUUUAUCGAGGAAGGCUAUAGGCUAUAUUAUAUCAUCAAUAACAUUAGGGAUCCUUACUAAAAGUCCAAUUUAGAAUCAAAUGCAUUGGAGGGGGUUAGAUACCACAUGCAGUACACGUACGAAGUGCGUGUUGACAAUGCCACAGGCGCUAGAAGUUUAUUUCCUAUCGCCUACUAACAUUGUUACCACGCACUAGAUGCCUUAUCAUUCUUAAUUUUCCCAUACAAGUAAAAAACACCCAUGUGAUAUUAACAACGAAGCAAUCAAUACCCUCAUAAGAGUUCAAUUAGUAUUUAAAUCCUUUUAUCACUUUAAAUCGCAAACCUAAAAUAUUGUUUUUUUUUCCUCUCUCUGUGUUUAAUGUGUUUUUUUCUUUUACUAGAAUUAUUUUUAUUAUCUUUAAUUAAUUUUGAUUUUUCAGACCAUCAUUAAUUUUCCUCUCCCGUUACAAUUCUGACAAGGACUUGUGUGUGUGUGUGUCUGUCUAUAUAUAUAUACUAGCUGACCCGGCAAACUUGGUACCACCUUAGCGUAGCAAUGAUGCACUACUUUAUUUUGUAUAGCUGACCUAUCUUAGGUAUGAGUACCUAUUCAAUUUGAACUGGAAUCUAUAAUAUCCUCCAUAUAAAAAUGAAUCCAUAAUUCCCUGGUAUCACUAUAACCAUUGAAUAUAUAUAACUUAUAUAUAUUCAAUGCUAUAACUGAAAAGGACCUUACUAAUUUAAUUAAAUAAAAAACAAAAUAUAUAUUGUCAAAAUAGUGUUUAUUCCAUAGGAUUCAAUAAUUCCACUAAUGUUUUUACAAAUUGCUAAUGAACAACUUGGCAUUUUUAAGUAAACAAUGAGCUCAAUACCACGCGCGCUCUAUAAAUCAACUAAUAGUCUCUGUACCCCUCACUGCUUCUCUCUACUCUAAUGCUUUUUGAUAAACUAUAUUUUUUGUUUUAUGUUCUGGCGCGUAAAUAAAUAAUGUUGAUGGUUUUCCGACACGGGAACAGGCGACAUAUAAUUGGCCAUGUGAAAAACAUGGAUUUUCUAGGUUGAUGCCACAUACACUUAGCGACUGCCCUUGCGAUUUAUUUAUUGACAUUGCAAAUGCAAGCCGCACUGGAAACUGUGAACGCUUAAAGCUGAAUGUCAUAAGGUUACUUUAAAAAUAUUUAUAUUGUACAAAGUGUUGGGUUAGUUUGGAAAUAAUUUUAUAUAUGAUGGUUCAGUAUUCUUAAAUUUUCUAAUUUUCCGUUAAAUUUUUUCUUUCAUAAGAACCUUCUCGUGACAAUAACAAACACAACAAAAAAAGAAUUAGUGAAAUCGGUUCAGUCAUUUACGCGUGAUGGCGUGACCAAGGGAAAUAGGAAUUCAUUAUUCUUAAAUUUUAUAAUUUUCCGCACAAUUUUCUUAAUUUUUUCUUUCAUAAGAACCUUCUCCUGACCAUAGCAAACACAACAAAAAAAAAUUAGUGAAAUCGGUCCAGCCGUUCACGCGUGAUGCCGUGGCCAAGGAAAACGGGUUUCAUUUUUAUAUAUAUAGAUGUGUGUAUAUAUAUAUAUAUAUAUAUAAAGGCGAAAUACCACUCACUGACUCACUCAUCACGAGAUCUCUAAAACUAUACACCCGAUUGACUUGAAAUUUAGCAUAGUUACUCAUUUUGUGAUGUAAACGCUCACUAAGAACGGAUUCUGCGGAAAUCCGAUCCCAAGGGAAGUUUCGGGGGCGUAAUAUAUCAAAAUUUCCAGUUUUUGGUAGGAAAUCACCAUGGCAACGGCUGUUGCUUUGUUGAUGCUUCAUUCGUCUCUAUGGCAACGACUAUUUGCAGGUACUUUAAAUAUCAAAAAUUGCCCUUUUUUUCAAGUAUAUAUAUUUUACUUCACAGUAAUGUUCUUAUGUUACGCAGGAUGACAUUUUCCGGAAAUUAGAUCCCAUGGGUGGUUAAACCCAGGCAACAGUGGGUACUUUGUCUGCAUGAGAACAGGAUUUUGCAUUGUUAAUGCCUUCUGCGUCUCCAUGGCAAUGGGCAUCGCGCGGCAGUGGCGUACCCACAAGGAGGGGCAUGUAUAAUGAGCGGCGCAAGAGUGAUCUGCCUGUAGACUGCCGUAGCGAAGUACGGGUACAUCAGUUGUACGUUGCAUGUACGAGUCGGGAAACCAUCGGUGCUAUUCAUUUUCUCUCCGGUACAUUAUACAGCAUUGUAAUAAAUUUUCACUGAAUUUAUUUUUAUUUACCAUUACUGUAAAUGGGAGAUGUGGCUUAAUUUUUUUCCUUUAGUAUAGCCGUGCGAAGCCGGGUCGGGCAGCUAGUUUAUGUAUAUUUUUCACAAUACCAAUGUUUUGAGCAUUGUAAAAGCCACAUCAUAUGAUAAAUUCCUUCAUAAAGGUUAACUUGAAUUGGUCUAAAAUGAUUAAAAAUGAUGAGGGAAUGGGAAAUCAUGCUACGGGAAGACAGUACCUUGUCGCAGAAAGUCAUGAAUGUGACUGGAAUAACAAAACAUUUGUUUUGAGUGAUGGUGAAUUGCAAUAAUGAUAUUAUUCGAACGGUGAGAAUAUGUUGCCUUGUCUUCUUCCGCUAUUUUUUUGAUUUAAUUAUGCAAAUCUUUGUGAUAACAUUGAUUUUGGUCCAUGAGUCCAAGCUGCACUAGGUAGCCAUUUUACAUUAAUUUUUUUUCCACAUCACAGUAAACAUGUUAUAUAAUAUAUUUAUACUUUUGUAUUUACAUUAAGAUUUUUAAUGUAAAUAUUGAUACUUUUAAUAGAACUCCUAUGGCAAAAAAUGUGCUGAAAAAAUAACUGGUAUACACCAACAACGGUAUUUUUAUUUUCUACAGAACCUUAAAAAGAUUUAUAAUUUAGGAUAGUUACGCAAGUCCAAAAUAAACAUUUACUAUAAAAUCGAAAAAUGGCUGUAAGUUAUGUUUUUAAAAUUUUUUGGUUGUAAUAUAAAUAUUAGGGGUGUGAGACUUAUUAGAAGGUGCAGCUGAUUUGGGUAAAUACAGUAAUUCUAUUUUUACAAAUUUAAUUGUUUAUUUAUUUAUAUAUAUAUAUAUAUAUUAAUAGGAAGAUUUCACAAACUGUGAAAUAAUGUUAAAUUUGACCCCAUUUCCUUUAAAAAUUUAAUAACUAAAUGCUUUUUGUAUCAGCUUGAUUUGAGAAAUAGUGAUAUAACAUAUUUAAAACUUAAACUGUUUAUUUUUUAUUUAUUCACCAGUUCUGCAUGUGCCACACAAACUGUACUUAGCUCAGUACUUUUACAAAAACAUUUACUGCAAAAUAUUCUCAUAUCCAGAACCUUUUACUCUUUUUUUGUUUGCAUGUCGCAAUGUCUGUUUUGUAAUAGAUAAAAACAAUUUGUAAGCUGCCCAUUUUUUUUAAAGUUUAAAAUGUCAGAAAUAGUUCAUGCUUUCAA
Molecule: messenger RNA, 5677 nt
Organism: Bacillus rossius redtenbacheri
Lineage: Eukaryota; Metazoa; Arthropoda; Insecta; Phasmatodea; Bacillidae
Exons: 4
Coding region: 1-651 (216 amino acids)
Source: RefSeq, a predicted model, not a curated record